Candidozyma duobushaemuli is the source of this 1410-nucleotide messenger RNA. RefSeq lists its product as uncharacterized. The coding region runs from base 1 to 1410 and encodes 469 amino acids. The record is from RefSeq and is a predicted model, not a curated record. Gene Ontology annotation, cellular component: membrane. The transcript has 2 exons. Gene Ontology annotation, biological process: transmembrane transport. Gene Ontology annotation, molecular function: transmembrane transporter activity. NCBI's taxonomy places the organism in Eukaryota, Fungi, Ascomycota, Pichiomycetes, Serinales, Metschnikowiaceae.
AUGACCAUAUCGGCGCCUUCAAUGGAGGUGAUCUACUAUAAGUUAGCCUGCCAGGCGCUCAUCAAAGAUGGAGCUGCUUCAGAAGAACUGCAGUGUGAUUCAGUCCAUACCCAGGAAAUCGUAUCCACCUACCUCAUGUGGAGCCUGGUAAUCAGCUCGAUCGUCUCUUUGGCUACAGGUGCUUACAUAAGUACCCUUUCCGAUUCGUUCGGAAGAAAACCGUUCCUUGCAUUUUUCGUCAUUAUGCUGUGCAUCAGCUCGUACGCCAAUUACUUCCUCAUCACAACCACUGACGGGUUCCCCAUGCUCUUCAUGUGGCUUGUGACCGCCAUAACGUCUUGUUCUGGUGGUGUGGUGGCUUUGCUGGCACUUUUCAGAGCAUACAUCACCGAUGUUACUCGUCCUACUAACCGAGUGAUCGGAAUGAGUUGCACGCUUGUUGCAUUAUCCUUGGGCCAAAUCGUCGGGCCUCUGUUAUCGUCUUAUGCAUUGUCCAGAGCCAACGAAAACGGCAGCUCAGCUGACACAAACUCAGAUUCGACAAACAUCAUCCCCUCUCGAGAACUUAUACCUCUCAAACUUGCCUUGGUGGUGCUUACGUUGGCUCUGGUCUUCUCCAUUUUCUUUUUACCAGAGCUGAGAUCUCGCAAGUCGAUGAUGAAGUCAAGGUCCAUGACCGAUGCUCUACAAAUCAACAGAGCCAAGACCUCUCCGCAUGCUCACAUUUCCCCUGAACUCAAAACAGUGGACAAUGCCGAUAGAUUUUCUCAAAUACGAAAAUGUAUCAUCUGUCUAUCGAUAGGGGAGAUUUUGAUGUCCGUGUUCAUGAUGCUGACAAUCCUCAUUGAACUACAAUAUUGCAUUUUCAAGUACAAGUGGGAUUCCAUCACCAUUUCUAACUACCAGGUGGCUAAAUCUGUGGUGAAUAUUGCAGGUGUGGGAGCGUUGUUGCCAUUUCUUUACAAGUUUGCCCUUCCCAAGAUCAAGCGUCUUACGCCAAAGGCCGAUACCUUUGAUUCAUUGGACUUUCUGUUGAUGUAUGCGUGCUUGAUCACCAUGUUUUUUGCCCAGAUUGGCGUUGCAUUCUCCUCCAGCGGCACCUCAUUUGUGGUGUUCUCGAUCAUCAACACCUUGGGCGCCAUUUCUGGCCCAGUUGCAGCAUCCGUUCCUUCCAAAUUCUUUCCUUCUGCCAAAGUAGGUGAAUUCUACGGUGCAGUUUCAUUGGCCCUGGGAAUAUUCAACCUUCUUACACCUAUGGUCGGAACAGCGUUAUACAAGAGCGGCAUUAGGCAUGGGUUCCCAGGAAUGCCAUUUGUUUUCGCUGCUUUACUUGCAUUCAUGGCUUCAAAAUGCUCCCUAAUAGCUAGGUGGGCUGUCAGAGACUAUCAGGGCAAAGUCACAUUGGUUUGA